AUGGGGCAGACCAAACUCAGCCGGGCACCGCGGCAGCCGCAUCACAGCGCCGACCCCACCGCAGAGGCGGCCCCGACGCCGUCCUUCCUCGUCUACCCCGUCCCCAGUAUCGCGGAUGCAUCUUUUCUGCAGAUCAUCUUCUGCAACACGGUGAGGCGGAGUCUCUUCCUCGGCUUCGGCCGAACGCGCUUCGCCGUGGCGGAGCUCACGAGCGCGGCGGUGGCCGCGGAAGUGGAGGCGAUAAUCCACAAGGCGGCCGCCGCAGUCGCGGGUCUGGAAGACGGCGCUGCUGCGUCUCAAGAGGCGAGCGGUCUCGCAGCUGACGCGGCUGCACGGCACGGUGCUCUUGAACGCCUUGCCAACGACGAUGCCUUCGAGCACAUGACGCUGGCGGACUUGUUCGCCCCACCACCUGGUGGGUCAUCCUCACAAGGCUCUGCGUCCGCGCCGCGGCAGGAGCACCAGCCGAGCAGCAACGGAGGCGGCGGCGCUGCGGCAGGUGGAGAGUCGCUCGACUUCAGCCACAUUCCAUAUCUCGUGUGGCGUGGCAGGCCUGUACACGUCGUGGUGAGCGGAGUUCGGGUGGCAGACUUCUACGGCAGUGGUGGCGCCGUGCCGGAGCACCGCGUGAAGCGCACCACCGAUGCGGAGGAGCAGCGCAGCAGCACCAACCCGAAAAGGGCGAACACCGGCAAGCGCACUCGCGACGACGCCGACUCAACGGCCGCACUGUCGUCGUCGCCGGCAGCAGACCAGCGGGCAGUGGCGGAGGAACGUGCGCAGGGCAGCGGGCUGAUGCGCCGUGACGACGGCGGCAUCCACCGCGCCCAAGUCACGCUUCCCAAAGGACCGCUGCCAGAAGUGCGGUAG
Molecule: messenger RNA, 870 nt
Organism: Leishmania major strain Friedlin
Lineage: Eukaryota; Euglenozoa; Kinetoplastea; Trypanosomatida; Trypanosomatidae
Exons: 1
Coding region: 1-870 (289 amino acids)
Source: RefSeq, a predicted model, not a curated record